Molecule: messenger RNA, 1926 nt
Organism: Metarhizium album ARSEF 1941
Lineage: Eukaryota; Fungi; Ascomycota; Sordariomycetes; Hypocreales; Clavicipitaceae
Exons: 4
Coding region: 1-1926 (641 amino acids)
Source: RefSeq, a predicted model, not a curated record
AUGAACGCUGAUUCUAUUCAACAGGCCUGCAUGGCUGACUUGGGACGUCAACGUCAAGACGAGCUCCCGUUGAGCAACCAAGAGCGCAAAGGCCCUUCCUUUGCGCCUUCUAGACGGAACGGCACAGGUCAUAUCGCUCCAGACUUAAAAAAGGGACUAGAAGCGAAAUGGAGUGUGCAAAUUCAUGAUGAGGAAUCCGAGCAAAUGCUCGGCCUCGUCGUCGAGGAUAGUCGUCCAUGGGCAAAGAAGAUUGCACAAGACUUUAUGAACCGAAAUCAAGUACUCACGGCGCCGCCAACAAUUCGGCAGGAAUCACAGGGACAUAAAGGCACGAAAGGGAACAAUUUUCAAAACGUACAACCGGCCAGACUUGGUAGCCUCAUACCUCCUGGUGGGAGUGUGCGGCACUUCGGUGCCUCCAAGCUCACAAGAACACUGCCGUCGAAACCCAAAGGCCGAGAGACCAGUGCAAACGAUCGGGACAUGACGUUGAUUACCCGCAACUGCGAUCUACAGACCCUUCGUCGGAGCCAGGAGAGCACAACAGCGUCCCCAACUCCUAGCUCAGCAGCUCCUGCUGGCCAGUCCCCCGAUUGUCGUGAGCUCGUGACUAUGGCCACUCCUAUCCGACCCCCCAAGCCCCGUGACCUUGAGAAUGUUGUUCUGCGUGGAAUCUGCAAGUUGCUGCAUCCAAAGGACCAAUCGGUUCUCCUCGAGAUCUCAUAUGUUAUGAAGAUUCGAAAAGACACAGAUGAGGGUUACCUCAUUCUUUCUAGGGCAGGAAAAGAAGACAAGAUUCAUAACGUCUUGGAGCUCCUUGCUCCCGAUUUAAAGGAAAAUCAUUGCCGUGUGUGCUCCAAAGUUGAGAAGAACGGUUUCGAUUACAAUUUCCAGUUUCCAAGUGUUCCUAGUGCUCACAAAUUCAAGAUCUAUCUCGAGAGCCUUCAGCAAGCAGCCAUUCGCGAAGCUAACUCGGAACAAAAUAAAGCAAAUACAAGUGCCACGUGUGUUCAAGCUACAGGGAAACCUCAAACUUCACUCGAUAUCACAUGUCCUGUCAUCGAGUCGCCAUCUCAUUUACCUACCUCAGAGACGACAGAUCUGGAGCGGCCAGCGAUAAGCACGCUUCCGUCUACAGUCCCGACACCUACCAAACAGGCCAAUGCCAACGGAGCAGCUGGUGGCGUGAAUCUGGUAGAUUUAGAGCCUCCGUCCCGCUCUACCCAAAAAGCGAGAGAGUGUAUUAUUGAGGAUGCAGCUGAGAAACUUGUCGAGCUAAUCGAAAAAAUUCUACCCGAGGCUGCUGCUGCUGGGUUGUUACUCUCGGAUGAUGCAAUAGCCGAUAUAGAAGAGACUGCCAUUGAAGACUGGCUUGCCAGAGGAUUCCUCCAGUCUGAGACGGAUGACAUGAAAGCUGACCUCGUUGAACUUCUCCGCAUUCUGGUGCGAUUGAAGCGCAAAGCAGAGUCUCGAAGGCGGGCACAGCCUGUGAUUAAAUCCCUUGAGGGCUUUGACAGAGAGCCAAGUUCAACCCGUGUAACUUAUCAUGCAUCAGAAUUGGAAAAGCUGAAUGUGAGCCAGCACUCUGCACACUCGGGAGGCAAAAGAAUAAAAUAUACCCCGUCGGAACUUGAGGGCAUAGGGGGUACAAGAGUCACGGCUCCUGUCAAUUUGGGCAAAAGCGUCAUGAUGCCGCGCCGAAUUACCGAAACUACAAGACUUCCUGCACCUGAUCUGAGAAGCGUUUCAAAGUACAAAAACUGGCUGGACGAGAAGCCCGGUGAAGUCGCGACUUGUCGUCUCGAGCCGACAGCCGCGGCAAGCCCAGCGCAAUCACCCCAGAUGACGAAUCAUAACGGUAUUGCUUCGAACAAGGAUCACUCGAUUCCAGCGGGGUUGGCUACGUCACGGUGGGCUCGUGUUUAA